CAUAGAAGAAGAUCUCUUUAAUAUUAUGAUGUUUCAGCCAAAUCUAAUUAUUAAUAUGAAAAACCUUUCUUAUGGAUUCUUAGAAAACUUGUUGGUGAUCCUAAUCUAGUUUUGGUAGAAGGAAUUGCCUUACCUCCACCUGAAAUUAUCAUGGAUUAAGCUCAUAUUGAUCAAAUGUAGAAAGAAUUAGAAGAAGUUGAAAAUGCUUAACUUCCUGAUGAAGAAGAUGAUGAAUUUAAAUGAUCUAAUUUUUUGUUUAAAUAAAAA
Messenger RNA from Ichthyophthirius multifiliis, 267 nucleotides. RefSeq lists its product as hypothetical. The record is from RefSeq and is a predicted model, not a curated record. Gene Ontology annotation, cellular component: cytoplasm; nucleus. The transcript has a single exon. The annotation marks the transcript as partial. Gene Ontology annotation, molecular function: GTPase activity; GTP binding. Gene Ontology annotation, biological process: protein import into nucleus; ribosomal subunit export from nucleus. NCBI's taxonomy places the organism in Eukaryota, Ciliophora, Oligohymenophorea, Hymenostomatida.